AUGGGAAAGAGAGGCGCAGAGGAGUUGAAUAAUGAAGUUCUGCAGGCGAUGGAAAUCAAAGAAGAAGAUCAAAACCAAAACCAAAACCAAAAUCAAAAUCAAAAUCAAAAUCAGAAUCUAAAAGAAAAAACAGAGUUGGAGUCUGAAGAUCAUCAUCCUUAUGCAUUCCAUGUGUCUGGACCUCGAAAUGUUUCUUCUCCUAAUUGGAAAGACCUCAUCAACUCCAGUUGGAAGGACGGUAAUUAUAAAAGGACAGUAAUUGCAUGUUUUAUACAAGCAGUUUACUUGCUCGAACUUGACAGACAAGAAAACAGAAGAGGAGAUGAAAAUACACUUGCUCCUAAAUGGUGGAUACCCUUUAAGUACAAACUCUCUGAAACCCUUAUUGAUGAAAGAGAUGGAUCAAUAUUCGGGGCUAUACUCGAAUGGGAUCGGGUUGCAGCUUUGGCUGACUUUGUACUGCUUCGACCUAAUGGCGCCCCAAAGGCUGUUUUAGCACUUCGAGGGACACUUCUUAAAGGCCCCACAAUUAGACGUGAUAUUGAAGAUGAUCUCCGUUUCCUAACUUGGGAAAGUUUGAAGGGAUCAGUCAGAUUUAGUAGCGCUUUCAAGGCAUUGAAAUUGAUUGCUGACAAGUACGGAAGCAGCAAUGUAUGUAUUGCAGGACAUUCUUUAGGGGCUGGUUUUGCUCUCCAAGUUGGAAAAGCAUUAGCCCAACAAGGAAUAUAUGUGGAGGCACAUUUGUUCAAUCCACCCUCGGUUUCAUUAGCUAUGAGUUUAAGAAACAUAGGGGAAAAAGCUGAGGUCGUUUGGAAGAGGUUAAAGUCAAUGCUUCCUUCGACAAUUGAAACUCAGCCGACCAGUGACAAGGGGACGAUGAAAUCUAUCACACUGGGAUCAAAGCAAUGGAUACCUCAUUUGUACGUAAAUAAUAGUGACUACAUUUGUUGUGACUAUACUAACUCGGAAGAAUCACAAGGCAGCAGUGCUGUUGACAAGGAAAAUGUAAAACCGACAAAUAUACAGUUUGGUGCAAAGCUUUUCGUGUCAUCAAAAGAAAAACAGAAGUUUGUCGAGGCACAUGGUUUGGAGCAAUGGUGGUCGGACGAUUUGGAGUUGCGAAUGGCUCUCAGUAAUAGCAAGUUGAUCAGUAGGCAACUUAAGUCCUUGUAUAAUCUACCAACUCAACGAGGAACAGAAAAUAAGGGUCAAUAG
This is a messenger RNA of Fraxinus pennsylvanica, 1215 nucleotides long. NCBI's taxonomy places the organism in Eukaryota, Viridiplantae, Streptophyta, Magnoliopsida, Lamiales, Oleaceae. The record is from the annotation of a GenBank genome assembly.